Messenger RNA from Eriocheir sinensis (Chinese mitten crab), 1010 nucleotides. RefSeq names its product protein-L-histidine N-pros-methyltransferase-like. The record is from RefSeq and is a predicted model, not a curated record. Gene Ontology annotation, molecular function: protein-L-histidine N-pros-methyltransferase activity. Bases 162 to 944 code for a protein of 260 amino acids. The transcript has 4 exons. Lineage: Eukaryota; Metazoa; Arthropoda; Malacostraca; Decapoda; Varunidae.
GUGGAGUGGCUCACGGACGCGGCGGUAGCGGUGGAGGAGGUGAAGACGGAGGGAAGUGGAGCGAAGGUGAUGGACUUUAGUGAGAUGUGUGGAAAGGUGGAGCGCGCUGACACCCGGAUUCGCGUCAAGGUAAACAGGCCAGGUUGCUGAACCGUGGCCGCAUGUUCGUGUGGUCCGAGGCUCAGGCACGCCUGUUGCUGGGAGCCCCGCCAGCCCUGACCAGCGGCUCCGAGGCCGACACACCUGUCCAGGAAGGAGAACAAUUCUGCCACCAGGGAUUCGUGGGCGUUCCUUCGCGCGAAGAGAACACUGAAGCCGCCGAGGGUUCCGAUGAGAGAGAGUUGUGGGUUGGAGAGCGACUGCUGGACCUCGGGGCCGGGGACGGGCACGUCACCCAGGUGCUGGGUGGCGGCGCCGCCCACGUGGACGUCACGGAGACCUCAGGCGUCAUGCGUCGGCGACUGCGGGAGAAAGGCUACAGGGUACUGGACGCCUGGAAGUGGGCACAGGAGGCCGGGGACACAAAGUACGACGUGGUGACCUGCCUCAACCUGCUGGACCGCUGCGACACGCCCCGGACGCUGCUCAGCCAAAUCCACGCCAAGCUGGUCCCCGGCGGCACGCUGGUGGUGGCCCUCGUCCUGCCCUUUAACCCCUACGUCGAGACAGGCACGGCAGACAACCUUCCCUCCGAGGAGUUAGGUCUCACGGGCUCGACGCUGGAGGAGCAGGUCAACAGUCUGGCCUCGGAGGUGUUCCCCAGCCUGGGCUACACACUCUCCCGCUGGACGCGCCUGCCCUACCUGUGUGAAGGAGACUUGGACCAGGCCUUCUACUGGCUCUCUGACGUGGUGCUGGUCUUCAGGAAAGCUGCGGCCCAGGGAGAGGGAGACGAGGACGAGUAUUUCCAUGAUGCUCUGGAUACAGUUAAGGCUGAACUCUGAUGCCUGAGUUCUGGCUGGUGUUUUCUGGAUAUUAUAUUUAUUCAUCAAUAUUAAAGCAUUUUGGAA